CGUUUGGUAGGCCUGUGAACGUUUUCUAAAGUUUUGUGUUUGUGUUUAUUUACGUCUUGGCAACUGACAUGGACUCGUUUGUAUUUAUCCUCCUGUUGGGUAUGACGUGGGCGCUGGGCAUGGCAGUCCCGUUGACGCCCGACCUGGCCUACAUAAGGAACGGCACGUGUCUCAAUGUGCGUCCGCCGGCUUCGCUUAGCUACGGACAGUUCGCAGGUCGUUGGGUCGAAGUUUCGUCUCGUCCGAAUGUGUUCAGGCAAGCGAGGCAGUGCGUUAAUAUGCAUUUUAUCAUCACUGAAGACACCCUCCUGCGGAUCACGACAGGCAUCGACAGCGACCACGAACUGACUGAGGUGGUCACUCGAAUGCGACCCCAGGAAACGCAGUCAUCAUUCAUUCUGGAAUUGCAUGGUCUGGAAACGGGCACGUUCUUUGUUCUUGAUACCGACUACGACAGCCUGGCAUGCGUGUAUCAGUGCCAACAAGCCACAGAAAAGGCCAAGGUAGAGUGGGCCUAUGUCUACGCCAGGAACCUUAAACAGGCUGAAGAGGCGGAGAAAAGGUGCAGGAAAGUCUUUUUAUCGAGAGGCUUCGACGUCGAAUCCUUAGUCAGAUCACCACAUCCGGACGAGACGUGCAACACCGCGAUAUAGUCGAAAAUAUUCGUUUUGUUAAUGUUAAUUUUUGUUAUUUCGUGUGUGUUUUGUUUGUUGUUAAUUUUAUCCGUUGCUUUUGUCUUAUUUAUUAAACCUAUGUUGAUCA
Messenger RNA from Penaeus chinensis, 762 nucleotides. Its product is annotated as crustacyanin-A2 subunit-like. The record is from RefSeq and is a predicted model, not a curated record. The transcript has 5 exons. Lineage: Eukaryota; Metazoa; Arthropoda; Malacostraca; Decapoda; Penaeidae. The coding region runs from base 69 to 653 and encodes 194 amino acids.